AAGUGACCUCAUAACUCAACGGGGUUUAUGCUGCUGCGGUUUUUGUUGCAGCAGCUACUGAGACAAGUGUGUGAGUUUUAGAGGUCGUUGCUCUCUAAUAGAUGGAUUGCUGCAUCGCAUCUGCUCUCUGCUGUUUUGCAGCGCUGUGUUUACUUGUUCACUUCGUGUGUUUCCUUGUGGCUGAUGCAGAUUUCACUCUACUGUGGGCAGCUCUGGUCGGACACAGGCCAGAGAGUAAGCUGAAAGGCCUGGUGGUUUGGGUGACCGGAGCCUCCAGUGGUAUUGGAGAAGAGUUGGCCUACCAGCUGGCAAAGUGUGGGUCACGUCUGGUCCUCUCUGCUCGCCGUGAGGAUGAGUUAAACAGAGUGAAACGUCACUGUUUAGAGUCCUCCAACCUCAAGGAUGGAGAUAUUCUUGUACUUUCACUUGAUUUACUGGAGAGGACAUCGCAUGAGGAGAAGGCGAAAACUGCGAUCCAGUACUUUGGGCAUAUCGAUGUCCUAAUUAACAAUGGUGGCCGAAGCCAGCGCUCUCUGUGCUUGGAGACCAAUGUUGAUGUGUACCAGGCCUUGAUGGAGCUCAACUUCCUGGGGACAGUCUCUAUAACCAAGCAGGUGCUGCCUCACAUGACGCAGCGCGGCACCGGCAGCAUUGUGACCGUCAGCAGCGUAGUCGGCCUCGCUGGGGCACCCCUGGCAACAGGAUACUCUGCCAGCAAACAUGCUCUUCAGGGUUUCUUUAAUUCCCUUCGAACUGAGCUGACUGACUAUCCAAGAAUACUCAUCAGCACAGUGUGUCCGGGGCCGGUGCAGUCGCAGAUUGUUGGCAAUUCCUUCACAGAGGAGCUAAACAAGCCCGUGGCCACAGUUGGUAACCAAGAGCACAAGAUGCCAACGAGUCGCUGUGUGCGUUUAAUGCUGGUGGGAAUUGCCAAUGGUGUCAAGGAAAUGUGGAUUGCUCAGCAGCCCUUCCUCGUGUUUUACUAUGCCUGGCAGUACGCUCCAACGUUUGCCUGGUCUGUCACAAACAUGUUGGGAAGGAAAAGGGUGCAGAAUUUCAAAGCUGGUCUGGAUGCGGACUCUGCAUACUUCAGUAAACCGAAGACCUCCUGAAAUGUUCUCGAGAGGAAACAACUAUGACAUUCCAAAUGUUGGACUCUUCAGCACAAUAUCUGCCGUCAUCUAGAAGAAAUUAUUCAAGUACACAACUGCUUUGAGAUCUCAGUGCUCUCUUUCCAUCUCAAAUUUAAACUAAAUCUUCUUUUUUGUAACAAAUGUUCAAUUUCUGCUGCAUUACCUUCUACAAAUGCAUAACCCAAGGCCCAAACAUUUCAUUUGUGAAUGAUUACACAGCUGCACUGACCUUUUGAAUGACUAAUAAAACUUUGCAUUAA
Messenger RNA from Amphiprion ocellaris (clown anemonefish), 1393 nucleotides. RefSeq names its product dehydrogenase/reductase (SDR family) member 7 (gene dhrs7). The coding region runs from base 102 to 1112 and encodes 336 amino acids. The transcript is spliced from 7 exons. NCBI's taxonomy places the organism in Eukaryota, Metazoa, Chordata, Actinopteri, Pomacentridae. The record is from RefSeq and is a predicted model, not a curated record. Gene Ontology annotation, molecular function: oxidoreductase activity.